AUGGAGAACCCUGCAUACGGACACUGGAACGGUGAAGAUAAACAGCUCGCUGACCAGAGCCAAAUUGACCCAAGCUUCCACCAGCAGAGUGAAUAUGCCGCCGAGGCCGUGGCUGUUGCCCAAAAUGUUCACGAUAGCUCGAUGUCGAUGCCCCCUGUGGACCAGCCCAUGAAUCAGAGCCGCAAUCGUCGGCCACUGUCACAGUCCAAGCGUGCUCAGCAGAAUCGUGCUGCCCAGCGUGCCUUCCGUCAACGUAAGGAAUUGUACAUUAAAGAUCUCGAAGCCAAAGUUCAAGAACUUAAGUCGGCAAAAGAAAACAUGGAAGCUCUCCGCACCGAGAACCAAGAGCUCCGCGAUUAUAUUCUCGCCUUGCAAUCGCGUUGGAUCAACCAGCCUGGUGGAGUGCCCACUCCCCCAGCAGUGUAUGCCCGCAGAAGUCAGGACGAGCUCGAGCACGUCCAGUACGAUGACAAGGGAGACGAGCAGAAGUAG
This is a messenger RNA of Wickerhamiella sorbophila, 492 nucleotides long. RefSeq names its product Putative transcription factor kapC. Gene Ontology annotation, molecular function: DNA-binding transcription activator activity, RNA polymerase II-specific; transcription cis-regulatory region binding. The transcript has a single exon. Lineage: Eukaryota; Fungi; Ascomycota; Dipodascomycetes; Dipodascales; Trichomonascaceae. Gene Ontology annotation, cellular component: RNA polymerase II transcription regulator complex. Bases 1 to 492 code for a protein of 163 amino acids. The record is from RefSeq and is a predicted model, not a curated record.